Messenger RNA from Pelobates cultripes (western spadefoot toad), 345 nucleotides. The record is from the annotation of a GenBank genome assembly. Lineage: Eukaryota; Metazoa; Chordata; Amphibia; Anura; Pelobatidae.
AUGGCGGAUGCCACAGGGUCUUCUGACUCCAGCAGUGGAGAGAGGGACAUGUUGGGUCGACCCAACAGUGAAGCAGAGGAAGGGGAGUUCCCUGCGUCUAGUCUGCACAAAGAGGAGACUCCGACCAUGUGUCAGAGUGCCAAACAGCGGGCGCAACCACACAACACGCUUCCACUCAAGCAGACACCACUCUACUAUAUCAGAGGGGAGAACGGAACAGCCACCCAGCCCACUCGUAUACCUCUGCAGCUUGAUACAGAGCGUGCACAAUGGGACCUUACAUCUGGCGACCAUUAUACCAAAGCUCUGCUGCAGCCUACCCCAGAGGGGUAUAGGUUGAUGUAA